GGGAGGGGCGCGGGCGCACAGAUGGGAGCAACUGAGAAGAGCGGCAAGAAGAGCCGGAGGCUGUUUUCUUCGCUGCGGCCGUGGAAGGCAACCCGGCGGCUGUGGCGGACGCGCUCGGCUUCCAAGGCGGCGCAGGCAUAAGCAAAAUUAUAACCCUGCACACUGACUUGCAUGCAAUUAUCAGAGACCGGUGCCCCUCGGCUGAGGGACUUCUCCCCCAAGACCGCUGACUGUCUGAAUGACAAAUCCAAAGUCGGGGUUGCAGAACCAGCCGGACUUUCCUGCUCCUCUGCAGCAGAGGGAGGAAGGAGAGAAUGAAAGAUUCUGAAAAUAAAGGUGCCUCGUCUCCAGACAUGGAGCCCAGCUAUGGGGGAGGUCUCUUUGACAUGGUGAAAGGAGGUGCAGGGAGGCUCUUUAGUAACCUAAAGGACAACUUGAAAGACACCCUCAAAGACACGUCUUCCAGAGUUAUACAAUCUGUUACCAGCUACACGAAGGGAGAUUUAGACUUCACUUAUGUUACCUCCAGAAUUAUUGUGAUGUCCUUUCCUCUGGACAGUGUUGACAUAGGAUUCAGAAAUCAGGUUGAUGACAUUCGAAGCUUUUUGGAUUCCAGACAUCUUGACCACUACACGGUGUACAAUCUGUCGCCCAAGUCUUAUCGAACUGCCAAGUUUCAUAGCAGGGUCUCAGAAUGCAGUUGGCCCAUCAGGCAGGCCCCCAGUCUGCACAACCUCUUUGCUGUGUGUCGGAAUAUGUAUAACUGGCUACUACAGAACCCCAAAAACGUCUGUGUUGUCCAUUGCUUGGAUGGACGGGCCGCAUCAUCAAUCCUGGUUGGCGCUAUGUUCAUUUUCUGUAAUCUCUACUCUACUCCUGGCCCAGCCGUUCGGUUACUCUACGCAAAGCGACCAGGAAUCGGACUUUCGCCAUCCCACAGGAGGUACCUGGGCUACAUGUGUGACCUCCUAGCAGACAAACCCUACCGCCCUCACUUCAAGCCUCUCACCAUUAAGUCGAUCACUGUCAGUCCAGUUCCUUUUUUCAACAAACAGAGAAAUGGAUGUCGCCCUUACUGUGAUGUACUGAUUGGAGAAACCAAAAUAUAUACAACUUGUGCAGAUUUCGAACGAAUGAAAGAAUACCGUGUCCAAGAUGGAAAAAUCUUCAUUCCCUUGAGCAUCACUGUGCAAGGAGAUGUGGUUGUUUCCAUGUAUCACUUGAGGUCAACCAUUGGAAGCCGGCUACAGGCUAAGGUGACCAACACUCAGAUAUUCCAGCUCCAGUUUCAUACUGGAUUCAUUCCACUGGACACAACAGUUUUAAAGUUCACCAAGCCUGAGUUGGAUGCAUGUGAUGUACCAGAAAAAUAUCCUCAGCUAUUUCAGGUGACUCUGGAUGUAGAACUACAGCCCCACGACAAAGUGAUAGAUUUAACCCCCCCAUGGGAACAUUACUGCACAAAAGAUGUCAACCCCAGCAUCCUCUUCUCUUCUCACCAGGAGCAUCAAGAUACUCUGGUCUUAGGAGGACAGGCUCCAAUAGACAUCCCUCCAGACAACCCCAGACAUUUUGGGCAAGGUGGCUUCUUUUCCACUCUCUGUUGGCAAGAUCAGAAAUCGGAGAAAUCAUUCUGUGAGGAAGACCACGCUGCCCUGGUGAAUCAGGAAAGCGAGCAGUCGGAUGAUGAACUUCUGACCCUUUCCAGCCCACAUGGCAAUGCCAAUGGCGACAAACCUCACGGAGCCAGGAAGCCCAGCAAAAAGCAGCAGGAGCCAGCUGCCCCUCCACCCCCUGAGGACGUGGACCUUCUGGGUCUAGAAGGGUCUGCAGUGAGUAAGAACUUCUCUUCACCGGCGGCCCCUCCCACCAAUUCCGAACUUCUGAGUGACCUGUUUGGGGGUGGAGGUGCAGCCGGCCCUGCGCGGGCUGGACAGUCAGGGGUGGACGACGUGUUUCAUCCGAGCGGACCUACAUCUACCCAGUCAACACCGCGCCGGUCCACCACCUCCACCUCCGCGUCUCCAACACUGAGAGUAGGAGAAGGUGCCACCUUUGACCCAUUCGGAGCACCUUCUAAACCAUCAGGUCAAGAUUUGCUGGGCUCUUUUCUGAACACAGCCAGUGCUUCCAGUGACCCCUUUCUUCAGCCUACGAGAAGUCCUUCACCUACAGUGCAUGCUUCUAGUACACCUGCUGUGAACAUUCAGCCAGAUGUUUCAGGAGGUUGGGACUGGAAUACUAAACCAGGAGGUUUUGGAAUGGGAAGCAAGUCAGCUGCCACCAGCCCAACAGGCUCGUUGCAUGGUACUCCCACCCAUCAAAACAAGCCCCAGACUCUGGAUCCUUUUGCCGACCUUGGGACGUUAGGUGGUUCAUCAUUUGCCAGCAAACCCUCCACACCAACUGGAUUGGGUGGAGGAUUUCCACCUCUCAGCUCGCCACAGAAAGCAUCUCCCCAGCCCAUGGGUGGAGGGUGGCAGCAGGGAGGUGGCUUCAGCUGGCAGCAGACACAGUCUAAGCCACAGUCCAGCAUGCCCCACUCCUCUCCCCAGAACCGACCCAACUACAACGUGAGCUUCUCAUCCGUGCCUGGGGGCCAGAACGAACGUGGGAAAGGAGCAGCUAACUUGGAAGGGAAACAAAAAGCAGCUGACUUUGAAGACCUACUCUCUGGUCAAGGUUUUAAUGCUCACAAAGACAAAAAGGGCCCUCGAACAAUAGCUGAGAUGAGAAAGGAGGAAAUGGCUAAGGAGAUGGAUCCUGAGAAAUUAAAGAUUCUGGAAUGGAUUGAAGGCAAAGAGAGAAAUAUCAGAGCACUUCUGUCCACGAUGCACACCAUGCUAUGGGCUGGGGAGACUAAGUGGAAACCAGUUGGCAUGGCAGACCUGGUCACACCAGAGCAGGUGAAGAAGGUGUACAGGAAGGCUGUGCUGGUGGUGCACCCAGAUAAAGCUACUGGGCAACCUUAUGAACAAUACGCAAAGAUGAUUUUCAUGGAGCUCAAUGAUGCCUGGUCUGAAUUUGAAAAUCAAGGCCAAAAGCCCUUGUAUUAAUUUAUGAGCUUUUCCAUCUCUGCUGCAGACCUGUGCUAAUGCUUAGUAUGUGUCACAGUUCUGAGGUUUUCACAGGUGAACCAAAAAACUCCAGCAACGUGUAUCCAGUACUUAACUGUUAAGUUACUCGUAAAUUAAUUCCUCAUUGAUAAGGAAUGUGGAUGUUUGUUUCCUCAGAUCCCCACCAUAAAAGGUCCAAAGCAGGAGAGGAACUUUUAGUCAAAUGGGCUUGCAGAGUUUUACAGCAUUCCAGCCUGCCCUUUGGGGAGCCUACUCAGCGUUUUGUGGGGGAAUGGAAAAUAGAGGCCACCAAAGGCAUAGCACCCAUCUCAGUGUCCGAGGAUAGGAUGAUGAGCAAAAGUUAUAAUAAUAAGAUUACCUGGUGGACUUAAAUGGUUUUCAUAUUUUCUUGGAAAGAUAUAAUUUGAGCAAUGGCUUUGCAUAGACUCCAGGAACACAAGCACUAAGUAUCUUUUUCAGUGGAAAUUUACUAUGGUCUCUAGCGUAAUACUGUAUACUUCUUUUGGUCAAGAGGACUAACAGAUGUAAAAGAACCUGAAUUACGUGGGAAGUGAUUAUAUUAUAAUCCAGUGAUUACUACCAACGCUUCCUGGAUAAGCUAAAAUUUCGUGAAAAUGCUGGCUAAAGAAAAAUAGGGACUCUGAGAGUGUAGAAAUCUGUAUUCCUGGUCAGAAAGUUGGGCUGCUACCUUCUUUUCCCUUUAGAAAACUGGAUGCUUGAAGAAAAAGUCUUAAUACCAUAACAACAACCUGAUUGGAAAGAAACUUCUAAUUUUGCCAUUAGGCUUAAUGCUCUUCCUUUUGCUUAGCAGAGAAAAUGCUCUUUGCUGGGAGCAGGUUGGGAAGCAGUUUGGCGCAUUCACAGUCGAUCGGGAAGCAUGUGUAGUAUGGACCCCCUUGUCCUCCGGGUUUGUGAGUAGCUGUGGGAAGAGAAUAGACGACAACACUAACCACUAGUAACCAGACAGGGGCAGUUGCAGCGAGAGAGCCGAGCUCCCUUCAGACUGAGUCCGAUGGCUUGUCAGGACUGGCUUUUUGAGGAACCAGGUUCCUUUUCCCACCUGAUGAAAUUGGACCCCUUGGAUUAUUACAGUGGGGUUUACUGUUUGAAAAGUUGCUGGGGGUCCACAGGAACAACAGUCACACGGGGACAUCUGUGAAAGUAAAGCAAGACUGAAACCUUUGCAGACUUCAGACCGGUUGGAUUUCAGUUCAGUGUUUUGGCUGUUUCUCAUUUUAAGGGGCAAGCAGUUGUUAUUAUCCUGUGACUUUAGUAGAUCUCUUUGGGUGUGCACACACACAGUGUGCAGAGGAUAUAUAUGCAAAGCAGAUGGCAAAAAAGAUCUCCAUGCUAGUCUUAAAAGGUUCGUGCUCAGUAUGGUAAAAAGCUUUCAAAACUUGUUUUUAAAAGACAAUCAUUUUUUUGUUUCUAUUUUCAUUUUCUUGUGGCAGACUGUACCAGAAAAGCAGCAUGUCAAAAAUACUUUAUGUUCUGUAUACAACUCUCUCGUUCUUUCUCUUCUCUCUUUCUCCUUUUCUUCCUUCCUUCCUCCCUCCCUUCCUUCCUUUUUUUCUCUCUUUCUUCCUUUCCUUUCCUUUCUUUCUUUCUUUUUUUGUUAUAAAGAUUCAUUAUUUAUUUUACCUUUUGCUGACAAUGUGAAACUCACCUAAAAUGUUCUCUUUUUAAAUAUACAGCUGUAAACUGUUCAAAGUAACCAUAAAAAACUAGGUGUUAUUUAUUAACAUAUUAUAAAAUAAUGUUUGAUGCAGUAUGUGCUUGUCUUAUUUAAAACUGGAAUGUGAGACAUGUUGCUGUGACUUUUUUCUCAUUCACAUUUGUAGAUAUUGUGUGAACUACAGUAUAUAAUGAUAAUAAUUAAAAGGAUAUUAUGUGAAUGUCACAUACAUUUUGAAAUGAUAGAACUAUAUUAGCUUUGUAUCAUGUUUGGAUAAUUCAUCAAUAUUCACAGUUUAAAACAUCAUUAAACAUUAUGUAAUUAGCAAUGAGAAAGAAUCUUACCUAACUUAAAUUUGGGAUGUUCCCUGUCUCUUUUCCGGAUACAUUAUAGUUCUGGACCCCUAUUCAUCUCAAAACUCUUAACAUAUGCAGACCAACAGGUUUUCGCAUUCCUUUUAAAUAUCUGGUUGUGACAGAGCUCGUUGUUGAUCAGAUUCACUGUUUCGUUCAUAUUUAUUGUAAUAUAUUUUUUGUUUUGUAAAUAUGUUACACCAACAAAAUGUGAUUGGUCUAAAAUAUUUGUAAUGUAUAUUAAAA
Molecule: messenger RNA, 5351 nt
Organism: Balaenoptera musculus (blue whale)
Lineage: Eukaryota; Metazoa; Chordata; Mammalia; Artiodactyla; Balaenopteridae
Gene: DNAJC6
Product: DnaJ heat shock protein family (Hsp40) member C6
Exons: 20
Coding region: 315-3056 (913 amino acids)
Biological process (GO): dephosphorylation; synaptic vesicle uncoating; clathrin-dependent endocytosis
Cellular component (GO): cytoplasm; vesicle; postsynaptic density
Molecular function (GO): clathrin binding; phosphatase activity
Source: RefSeq, a predicted model, not a curated record